Hermetia illucens (black soldier fly) is the source of this 3535-nucleotide messenger RNA. RefSeq names its product nose resistant to fluoxetine protein 6-like. The coding region runs from base 149 to 3505 and encodes 1118 amino acids. The record is from RefSeq and is a predicted model, not a curated record. The transcript has 11 exons. Lineage: Eukaryota; Metazoa; Arthropoda; Insecta; Diptera; Stratiomyidae.
GUAUCUUCCCGCAAGAAGACGCUUAUCCAAGCGUUCCAUUCGCGAAAUUAUUCGAUUCUAGAAUUUGGGAAUUUUCCGGAUAUUCAGGUCCGGGCCAUCUUCAAUCCAUCCCGAAAGUUAUCCGGGUCCGUAGCGCAUAAAUUCCCAAAUGUCGGUUAACAAGAAAAGUGUCUCGGCCAAACGGAUCUGGAUUUUAGCCAUAAGUUCGAUAUUCCUGCUCGUUCUCCUUUCCAAAUGCACGAAUGGGUUCAAGCUGAAAGAUAUCACUGCGCAUGACCAAGAGGACGGGAAUAAAUCACCACGAAAAAUUCAACCGCUUUACAGUACCGGUGGGAAAGCGACACAGUUCCGGAAAAUCGUGAAAAUUGUGAAAAUUGAAGAUGACGAUGAAGCAGAAGAUGAGGAAAAUGAAGAGGAAAGUGAUGAAGGUCCGGACCCGGAUUAUAAAUUUGAAAAAGUGAGAAAAGCUGAUAAAGUGGAGGUGGACAAAGCGGAGCCGAUAUUCAAAACAAUUGAAAAGGAAGAAGAAAAGGAGCAGGAUAUUGUUGUGGAAGAAGCGAAGGAGACGCUCUCAUUUUCGGUAUUGUCUUUAUUGAGGAUAUUUGGAAUUGGCGAUGGAGACGAAGGUAAAGAAUCCAACUCCCUUAUAAACUGGCUUAAAAGUUUCAAACGUGAGCAACCUGUAGUCGAAGAACCUCAGAAGACUUCUAAGGACCCAGAUGAGAGCAUUUAUGAUAACCUCAUGGGCUAUUUAGAUCGAUGGCCGUUCAACUUGAUAAUUCAGUUCGAUGAAACCAAAGAAGGCUACAAGGAAGCAGAUUCCGAUAGCAAAACAACAGGACACCACAAACCAGCAGAUACGCCAAUCACCCAAGAGCAGUUCGAUUAUCUACUCAACCGAUUACCAAGCUUUGCUAUUAAUCCAAACGUAAUUGAAGAAGUGGAAUGCAAAAAACAACUUCAAAUCUUCGCAAGACAACUUCGAGGACAGAAACUAUGGACACUACAAAUGUUUGAUUCGACUGGAAAAAUAUCUUCCAGCAUCCUUCGCGGUAAUAUCAACCAAUUUGGAGAUUUCGAUCAAUGCACACAAAUCAAGACAGUGGUCAAAGUUAGUGCUGAGGAGUCGGUGAGAAUCAAAGGGAAAUACUGUCUGGCUCACAUCGAUCUGGAAGCAGUUGAUAGUGGAUUGAAGCUGCCGAUUCAUAUGGCUCAAGGACGAGGUUUACUGAAAAGUCGUUACCAAAAUCCUUCUCAUUUUGUCCCACGAUAUACCACAGUGAAUUGGGGAGUAUGCCUGCCAAAUGCCUGUUCCGCACGAAGCGUGAAAAAAAUGCUGGGAGCUGACCUAAAGGUGUUCAAUUCAUCAGGAGUUUACUUCUAUGUUGAUGUUAAUGAAAAGGAUUGUUUUGUGCGGAAAAAUCAAUCAAUUACCAAUUUGAUAACGACCAACUGGAAGCUUGGGUUAACCAUCGCCUUUUACGGUUCAUUUCUACUGCUUGCAAUUGUGGGGACCAUAACUGAAUACUGGAGCGUCGUUCGAAAAUUUCUGAUUCGCAAUGCAAAAAAUCUACUCAAGACUAGUAAAUCCCAAACUGAAAAGGAAGCAUCGGCCGAUGAACAAUCAGACGAUCAAUGCAGUAGUCCCGAUACAACAGGUUCACCUCAUGAGUACUCAAUCAUGAGACUCUUUCGAGAAGGCAUUCUUUCGUUUUCAUUGAAGCGGACCCUGGCCAGACUCACCGGCUCGAAUCAAAGUGGUGAAAUUGUAGCCAUCAAUGGACUAAAAGUGCUGGCCACCUUUUCAAUCUACCUAUUUCUCAAAUUCUUGAUGCUGGGUCAUCUGCCCAUAACGAAUCGCGAUACGCUUGUGAAGCUGAUCAGUCAGCCUUUCAGUAUUGUACUGAGGACUCCACUGAUGUAUUUAGACACGUUCUUAUUCGCUAGUGGUACAGUUGCUGCGUACAGGAUGUGUCAGGAGCACGAGGAAAAAUCGGGAAUUUCGGUUAUGAGGCGGAUCGUUGGGAGGUUGAUUCGAUCUUUGCCAACUCUUUUUGCGGUUCUGUAUUUUCAAACAUGGGUGCUACCCCAUAUCGGAUCGGGUCCUCUUUGGAGCAAUUUGGUGUCACAUAAUACAAAAUUGUGUGAGCAAAAUAUGUGGCGGAACUUCUUCACAAUCCAAAAUGCUAUGAAUCUGGAAGAAACGUGCUCUCCAUUCACUAUUCAACUAGCUGUCGACCAACAAUUGUAUCUAUUAACACCUCUAAUCGUUUGGCUCUACUAUAGCAAUUCGGAUGUGGGACUCAUAGUUUAUAGUGCGAUUCACGCCAUUUCCGUAGCUGUAAGAUUCUCGAGGACAACUACCGAUCGACUGUCACCAAUUGUUUUCCACGGCAUGAAUGUAAGUCAAUUUUAUCGAACGGCAAAUUUUGUCUACUCAUCACCUUUACAACGUGCAACCGCGUACGUGUCCGGAAUUGGGAUGGGUAUCCUGCUGAAGUCUAUAAAUGGUUCAUUCAGGCUUUCCAAGAUCGCACAGUGGACGGGAACCAUGACAGCACUGUGGUGCAUAGUGUGGUGCUUCUGGUAUCCAUCACCAAGUGUGCAAGUGGACUUUAUCUAUGAACCUGCUGUCAUGGCUCCGUACGCCUCAUGGGCGCCACUGUUGUUGUCCUGCACUUUAGCUUGGGUGACAUUUAUUUCGCAUACGAACAAUGCUCCAGAAUGGCUUCAGUCAAUACUAUCAUCCCAAAUCAUCCAUUUCUUGAGCAAAAUAGCAUACCCCAUGCAAAUGGUGACCUAUGUGGUUCUCAUCUACUCAGUGGGUGUAACGAAGGAGCUUACAACUUUCACUAUUUCUGAUUUGAUUAAUUUCCAAGAAAUUACAAUCAUAAUUGCAGCCUCUACCAUAAUCGCCAUGCUCUUCGACUUUCCCAUGCAGAACAUUCGGAAAAUUCUCAUAGAAUUUGAAUUCCCACCGAACAAAUUACCAGUUGAAGCAAUCGAAGAUAUUCCGGUAGAGCACAGAUUACCUUGGGUCGACGAUACGCAGGACACACGAAACAGGAAAUUUAGUGAUUUCAACAGUAGUCAUGGAAUACGACAAAACUAUCACGAUAAUGACGAGGUUAACUCAGAAAAGCAAAAGGAUGAAACGCUAGGAGAGGAUUCGGAAUCUAAUGUCGAAGAUAUUCCGAAUCGUGUGAAAUUUAGUAGAGUUGAAAAUGUAAAUGGUAGUGUGGAUUUUGAAUGGAGAAGCUCCAAUGAAGUACCUGAAGAAAGCUGGAGAACAGAAAGCGAUUUAGAUGCACACGAUUCUAGUAGCGAUUCACAGCACAUAGAAGACUCAGAUGAAAUCAAUAAUGGAGUAGGACAUAGUUAUGAAGACGAAAACGAGGAAGACGAAGAAGAGGACGACAUUUCCGAAUCGGAUGAAGUUAUUCGAAGACCAGUUGGAUUGGAGCAAGCUUACCCAACUUAUAGAGUUAGAGGUAGAUGGGAGUGAAACGAAAGUUAGGCUGUUAAAGAAAACUAU